This is a messenger RNA of Sceloporus undulatus (fence lizard), 1417 nucleotides long. RefSeq names its product WD repeat domain 61 (gene SKIC8). Gene Ontology annotation, cellular component: Cdc73/Paf1 complex. The coding region runs from base 202 to 1191 and encodes 329 amino acids. Lineage: Eukaryota; Metazoa; Chordata; Lepidosauria; Squamata; Phrynosomatidae. The transcript has 11 exons. The record is from RefSeq and is a predicted model, not a curated record. Gene Ontology annotation, molecular function: protein binding.
CGAGGCCUAGUGAGGCCUGCUAGGCCUCGUUGCCAUGGCAACUCCCCCCAUUUUCCCUCCUCAGCUGCCUUUGAGGGCUGAAAAUGGGGUGCAACAAGGAAGAGAAAGCUUGGUUUCCCUUCUCCUUCAAUUUAUUUAUCACAAAUAGGAAAGAAAAAUGACUUGUUGGGACCUUUCCCCUUGUUGCUCUUUCAGAGAAAAAUGAUUUCUAAACCAAGCGUCUCCUGUUUCCUCAUCCGACCGUUUCCAUGCAUCUUUGGUUCUUAUGAAGAAAUGACGACUCAGUACAGUAUUCUCUUCAAGCAAGAACAAGCACACGAUGACGCCAUUUGGUCAGUUGCUUGGGGAAGAAAUAGAAACGACGGCUCGGAGACUGUUAUCUCCGGCUCCCUGGAUGACCUCGUGAAAGUCUGGAAGUGGAACGACGAAAAGUUAGACCUCAAGUGGACUCUGGAAGGCCAUCAGCUGGGUGUGGUUUCAGUGGACAUUAGCCACUCCGGAACCGUUGCAGCGUCCAGUUCUUUAGAUGCUCACAUCCGUAUCUGGGACUUAGAUACAGGCAAACAGAUCAAGUCCAUAGACGCUGGACCAGUGGAUGCCUGGUCACUGGCUUUUUCACCCGAUUCCCAGUACGUUGCAACAGGCAGUCACAUUGGGAAAGUCAACAUUUUUGGUGUCGAGACUGGAAAAAAAGAAUAUUCCUUGGACACCAGAGGCAAAUUCAUCUUGAGUAUUGCAUAUAGCCCAGAUGGAAAAUAUUUAGCCAGCGGAGCUAUAGAUGGCAUUAUCAAUAUUUUUGAUAUUGCAACCGGAAAACUUCUGCAUACGUUGGAAGGCCAUGCUAUGCCUAUCCGUUCCUUAACAUUUUCCCCUGACUCUCAGUUGCUGGUCACUGCUUCUGAUGAUGGCUAUAUCAAGAUUUAUGAUGUACAACAUGCAAACUUGGCAGGCACCCUGAGCGGCCAUGCGUCCUGGGUAUUAAAUGUCGCUUUCUGUCCUGACGACACCCACUUUGUUUCCAGUUCAUCAGACAAAACCGUCAAAGUGUGGGACGUGCCUUCAAGAACCUGCGUUCAUACCUUCUUUGAUCAUCAGGACCAGGUCUGGGGAGUGCAGUACAAUGGAAAUGGUUCAAAAAUAGUCUCUGUUGGCGAUGACCAAGAAAUCCAUAUUUAUGACUGUCCAAUUUAAUAGUUCUUUGAUUAUUGUGGAUUGCUGGAAGACUGUAUGUAUGUAGCAUGUUAACAAGUGUCCUGGUAAUUCAGGGUUUCUUUUGUGUGCGCAAAACAUUUAGAUUUUGAAAAGUAACAUUUUAAUCAAAUACAAUAGGAACUGUGCUGUUUAUGUAUGUUUAAAAUUACAAAUACUGUCAGGAUGCAAUAAAAACAUUUCCAUUAAAAUAUGCUGUCUGUGAGAA